AUGGAUAUGGAAUAUCGGAAUCUCUUAGCACCAAAUGGGUCACCCCUGAUUCCCCAAGGCGACUUCCGGACCCCGAGCCUGCCCCGACCUGUGGAGUUCAUGCAGAGAAGCCCCGAGUCAGGCGAAAUGGACAAGACUCCGCCUGUCACAGGCAAGCGCCGAGGCGGUAGUCGCAAGGCAUGUAACGAGUGUAAGCAGCAGAAGGUGAGCCGUAUUUCGCCCCGUUGA
Molecule: messenger RNA, 228 nt
Organism: Penicillium chermesinum
Lineage: Eukaryota; Fungi; Ascomycota; Eurotiomycetes; Eurotiales; Aspergillaceae
Exons: 1
Coding region: 1-228 (75 amino acids)
Source: RefSeq, a predicted model, not a curated record